Messenger RNA from Iphiclides podalirius (scarce swallowtail), 240 nucleotides. The record is from the annotation of a GenBank genome assembly. Lineage: Eukaryota; Metazoa; Arthropoda; Insecta; Lepidoptera; Papilionidae.
AUGGUGUGUCGAACUAAAUCAAGUGACAUGGAGCUUGGUGUAUUCCUUAUGUCGACAAAAAAGCGGUCGAACUGUGCAGCCGACACCGCUUGCGCCCACGCACCUCGCGUUAGAGAGAGAGCGUCAGAGAUAGAGAGGGAUGCACAGCCGUCGCCCGGCACCGUGCAGAAGCGCAGCCGUGAAGAUUAUCGAUCGCAGAGCUCCAAAGAUGACCUUGUACGAGUUUUGUGCUGUCAAAGA